AAUCAAACUUUCCCGGUUCAUUCAAAUGCCAGAACCAUUCACGAGAUGGCAGGUAUUUCACGAGCGCACCACGUGGAUCAAUAAAAUGGAAGGCCCUCUACGUUCGUUCCGUUCGUCACUAAUACGUUUUUCUUUGCAGUUCGCAUCGAGACGCGCUACAUUCGUUUAGUUGUCGGUUUUCCUAGUCGAUGACCGAAGGGAGAGGAACUGAAAUCAAUAAAUUGUGUACAAAUUUAACAAAAUGGGAAAACGUUAUUACUGCGACUACUGCGAUAGGUCGUUCAAAGACGACCCGGAAGCCAGGAAGAAACAUCUGACGAGCUUGCAGCAUGCCAGAAACCGGAUGGAACACUACGAUCAAUUCAAAGACGCGGCGACUAUCCUUCAAGAAGAAUCCACGAAACUACCUUGCAAGAGGUUCAUGACCCAGGGGGAUUGCGCUUUCGGAAAUGGCUGCAGAUUUUCUCAUUAUUCGCCGUACAUGCUGUGGGAACUCAAAAGACACGUUUGGACGACGAGCCAAAAUUCCGAGACGGCAACGAUCACGCCCCCGAGAUCCUCGGAUGUGAUAAGGGAGUUUUUCGAGAACGUGACCGACGAGAAUUCUACGCAGCACGGCCAAAGCAUCAUUUCUGCGGGUUGGAAUUACCCGAUUGAACUACAAAACUACCCCAAUUUACCCCCGUCCCUGUGGCCCAUAACACCGAAGAGCGUCGGUACUUCGGAUUUCGGUAAAUGGGGACUUUGAAUUAUCAAUUGAUGAAAUCCAGAAUAAAUUUAUUUUCCAUA
Messenger RNA from Athalia rosae (coleseed sawfly), 789 nucleotides. RefSeq names its product zinc finger matrin-type protein 5-like. The record is from RefSeq and is a predicted model, not a curated record. Gene Ontology annotation, molecular function: zinc ion binding; nucleic acid binding. Bases 242 to 748 code for a protein of 168 amino acids. The transcript has 3 exons. Gene Ontology annotation, cellular component: nucleus; U12-type spliceosomal complex. Lineage: Eukaryota; Metazoa; Arthropoda; Insecta; Hymenoptera; Athaliidae.